This is a messenger RNA of Pieris macdunnoughi, 1110 nucleotides long. The record is from the annotation of a GenBank genome assembly. NCBI's taxonomy places the organism in Eukaryota, Metazoa, Arthropoda, Insecta, Lepidoptera, Pieridae.
AUGAAUAAGGAAACUGUUAUAAGAAUUGAUAAUCCUAGAAAUGGAGAUAACAGAGAAAGCCAGGGUGUAGUAAACAUUCUGUGUUUAGACAUAACAAAAUAUAAUUUUGGAUUACAAUUCACAUUAUGUUGUUCUUUUGUGUUUAUAUUUUAUUUGGCAUAUGGAUAUUUCCUGGAGUUGAUAUUCGCUGAACCAGAAGUCGCUCCAGUCAGUUUAUAUAUAACUUUCAUUCAGUUUUUGAUCACAAUGGCUUUAAGUAAGGUUGAGUCUACUAUUAGAAGUCCUAUUAAAAGGAAAGUUCCAUUGAGAACAUAUGCUAUAUUAGCAGCAUUGACGCUAGGAACUAUGUCAUUAUCAAAUUUGGCUCUCAGUUACCUUAACUACCCAACACAAUUAAUAUUCAAGAGUUGUAAACUUAUACCUGUGAUGAUUGGCAGUAUAAUUAUAUUGGGAAAGAGAUAUGGAUUUUUAGAUUAUGUAGCUGCUAUUAUUAUGUGUAUUGGAUUAACUAUGUUUACAUUAGCUGAUUCAAAAACGUCACCAAACUUUAACUUUAUAGGAGUAAUAGUUAUAUCUCUGGCAUUACUAUGUGAUGCUAUAAUAGGUAAUGUUCAAGAGAAGGCAAUGAAACAAUUUCAAGCUACAAAUAAUGAAGUUGUUUUCUAUUCCUAUGCUAUAGCAAGUAUAUAUUUAUUGGUUAUCACUGGGGUUAGUGGUAUACUAAAAGAUGGAUUUAUUUAUUGUUCGAAGGAUCCAAUAACAAUGUACUCCAACAUAUUUUUACUUAGCAUUUGUGGGUAUAUGGGCCUUCAGGCUGUAUUGACGCUAGUCAGGAUAUCUGGUGCAACUGUGGCUGUGACAGUUACUACUAUGCGGAAAGCACUCUCUAUUGUUAUAUCUUUCCUUCUGUUUAGCAAGCCUUUUGUAUUUCAGUACAUCUGGUCCGGAGUGCUGGUGGUAUUAGCAAUAUAUUUAAAUCAUUAUAGUAAGAAAAAUCCAAAAUAUGUUCCUAAACCUAUUACCAAAAUAUGGCAGUAUAUUCAAACAUUUUACCAAUCUGAGUAUAGAUAUCUUAAACUUAAGAGUAAAAUGUAUACAGAUACUGUGUAG